This is a messenger RNA of Lathyrus oleraceus (garden pea), 927 nucleotides long. Its product is annotated as phosphatidylinositol N-acetylglucosaminyltransferase subunit P. NCBI's taxonomy places the organism in Eukaryota, Viridiplantae, Streptophyta, Magnoliopsida, Fabales, Fabaceae. The transcript is spliced from 5 exons. The record is from RefSeq and is a predicted model, not a curated record. The coding region runs from base 229 to 735 and encodes 168 amino acids.
CACGUGGUAUUCUUCUUCUGCAACAGUGCACCAUACUCGCUCAUGCUUCCACUUGUGAUUUUGUGUCAAUUUCGGGUGUGAUUUUGCGUUCUACUUUGCGAUUUCUUGUCGAUUUAGAAGCAUUCAUCUUCAACAUUGAAACCAUUAAGGGUUGUUGAGAUUAAAAUCUGGGAGUUUGGAUAUUGGUUGCUAGUUUCUGGAGAAAUAUGUUGUAAUUGAAGGGAUGCGAUGGAGAGUCCUCAGUCUGUCAACAGUCCAAGGAGAACACUGAGUCUAUCAAGACAACGGAGGGCAACUGUGUCAUUUCUUGAUUCCGAUGACAAAAACAAACCUGCCUCUGGUUUAUCACCUGAUCAUGGCCCCAAGCCUUCUGAAGUUUAUGGUUUCGUCGGAUCUAUAACCACCGUUGUUGCUACAGUUAUUUUCUUGGUAUGGGCAUAUGUUCCAGAAUCAUGGCUACAUUCUAUUGGCAUAUCCUACUAUCCUAGCAGAUACUGGGCUUUGGCAGUACCAACAUAUGUGAUGGUGACCAUUGUAUUAAUGUUGGCAUUCUACAUUGGCCUUAAUUUCAUGUCAACGCCUUCUCCUGCGUCCAUAAACACAGUUUAUGAUGAAUUCAGCAGAGACCCUCUGAGUCAUGAUUUUUCAGAAGAGGGGGAUGAGAAGCCCAUUGAUCCCAUAUCUGAUAUUGGUAUAGACAGAAUCAAUGAUGCAAUGUUCAAUAAUUCAGCCUAACAAUAAGACAUUCAGAGCUGUUUCCAAAUUACAAUAUUAUGGUGGAUAUUCAGCCAAGCAGUUGCUACUGAUGUGUGUUUUCGCAUGAGAUUAUGAUGAUAUAGCUUUUAAACGUGAACUUUGGUUGAGUUGGUCAUUUGAAAGAGUGAUUGGAUUUUUAUAAAUCAUAAUAGUGAUUUUUUUGAGUAGUUA